CGGCAGCCCCUCCGCCGGGAGUCCCUGCACGGGCCCGGAGUGCAGCCCCUCGGCCGGCAGUCCCUCCUCCGCCAGCAGCGCGUCCGUGGGGCCGGGCCGGGCCGGGGCCGAGCCCGCACCGGGAACUGCGCCGCCGUGUGCGCGUCGGGAGCUCCCCCCGCGCCGUGCCUGCCAGCAGCGGGGGAGGCAGCUGCGCGGGCAGAGCGAGGGAGGGAGGGGAGGAAGGGGCAGGAGGGACGAGGGAAGGCGGAGACGGGGCCAGCCCGAGGAAAUCAAACGGCCCCGACAUGAAUUAGGCAGCGGCUGCAGAGGGGAGGGCUCCCUCCCCCGCUCGCUGGCCCCGCUCGGAGCGGCGCUCGGGGCGCGCACGCACACACGGAGCGGCGGCGGCGGCCGGGCGGGAGGGAGGCAGGGAGGGAGGGCGGGGGGGCCGGCAGAUGAAGAUGGCAAUGUCUGUGAUCCAAGCGUGCCGCAGCCUGGCGCUCUCAACAUGGCUGCUGUCCUUUUGUUUCGUGCAUCUGCUGUGCCUGGACUUCACCGUGGCCGAGAAGGAGGAGUGGUACACGGCCUUCGUCAACAUCACCUACGCCGACCCGGCAGCCGGCAGCGCCGAGCUCCGCAGCGAGAAGAGCGAGUGCGGGCGCUACGGCGAGCAGUCGCCCAAGCAGGACGCCCGCGGGCAGGUGGCCCUCUCCGCCUCGCCCGCCGACCGCUACGCCUGCGACCCCGGCACCCGCUUCAACGCCCCGGCGCCGGGCAAGAGCUGGGUGGCCCUGAUCCCGCGGGGAAACUGCACCUACAAGGACAAGAUCCGCCACGCCGCCGCCCAGAACGCCUCCGCCGUCGUCAUUUAUAACGUGGGCUCCAGCAACGCCAACGAAACCAUCACCAUGCCCCACGCAGGCUUAGAAGAUGUUGUAGCAAUAAUGAUUCCUGAACCCAAAGGAAAAGAGAUAGUGAGCCUCCUGGAGAGGAACAUUACUGUGAUGAUGUACAUAACCAUCGGGACUCGCAACCUGCAGAAGUACGUCAGCCGGACCUCGGUGGUGUUCGUCUCCAUCUCCUUCAUUGUGCUGAUGAUCAUCUCCUUAGCAUGGCUGGUCUUCUACUACAUCCAGAGAUUUCGCUACGCAAAUGCCAGAGACAGAAAUCAGCGCCGGCUUGGAGAUGCUGCGAAGAAAGCAAUCAGCAAGCUGCAAGUCAGGACAAUCAGGAAAGGUGACAAGGAGACUGAGCCAGACUUUGAUAACUGUGCUGUUUGUAUCGAAGGCUACAAGCCCAAUGAUGUUGUCAGGAUAUUGCCUUGCAGGCAUCUUUUCCACAAGUCCUGUGUAGACCCCUGGCUGCUAGACCAUCGUACCUGCCCGAUGUGUAAAAUGAAUAUUCUAAAAGCUCUAGGGAUUCCGCCAAAUGCAGAUUGCAUGGAUGAUAUACCUCCAGACUUGGAAGCAUCCAUAGGAGGACCACCGACGAACCAGAUCACAGGAGCCAGUGACAUUACCGUGAAUGAAAGCUCUGUGGCCCUGGAUCCCCCAGCCCGGACCGUGGGAGCGCUGCAAGUCAUCCAGGACGUAGACUCCUUUCCUCAGGCUGGCGAGAGUAACUUCACAACAAGCAAUGAACAGGAGCCAGCAGUCAGCAGCGAUUCAGAUAUUUCAUUGAUUAUGGCAAUGGAGGUUGGACUCUCCGAUGUGGAGCUUUCCACUGAUCAAGACUGCGAAGAGGUGAAAUCUUGAAAAACAGAGAUCCAACACUAAACUACAGGGGACGGUCACGGGUAGGGACUGAGUCAGCUUUCUAGGAUUUGGACCAGUCAUGCAUAUGCCUCCAGAGCACUGUCACUCCUGCACACUCCAUGCUGAGAUGGUCAUGAAAAGCAAUAGCAGCUGUUGUGUCUGCCUGGAAGCGGUUUCAUCAUCUGCACACCUUUGUUUGGUUCACAUGGGAGGUGGAGACACUUCCAGUUUACCCACGUGCUUGAGAGCAGUCAUGGAACUCUCCAGGGGCUCAUAAACAUGCAACUGAAAUGACAGCUUGAGUGUUUUUUACACUUGUUCAAUCAAAUUUUUGUUGUGUUUUUUGAAAAGGCAUAUGUUUAUUUUGUUUGUUUGUUUAUAGUUUGUUAUCAAUGGACACUUUGUUUUUAUUGACUGAUCCCAGCUUUUUCAAGAGUUCAGUCCAGAAACCUGAAUUCCCAUUCAUUGGUCACUUCAUGAUCUGACCAAGAUUUAUCAUUGCCUUGUUGUUUCUGCAUGAAUUACAUGUGGCUGGCUUCAGAAGGAUCAUGCACCAGCACCCUGCAUUAAUGUAACACCUGCCUUCAUUAAGUGGCAGGCUUGGAAAUGGUAUAUUCUGAAGGCUUUUAUUUGUAAGAGAGCUCUGAAUUAGCAGAAAUUUGGGUUAAAAUGGCAUUAGUUUGUCUCUUAAAGUUCUGUUCUAGACAAGUAUUGUACUGUGUGAAGGAGAGAAAGAAGAGCUUAAAGCAUCACUCCAUCCAUGUAGUCCUGUCCUGCAUUUUAUGCUACUCACAGGUGUCAGUACAUUCGUGUCCUUCCUCCAAGUAACAAUUCAGUAGCUGGAAAAAAAGAUCUAGUGUAACAUCACUUCUGAAUUUUACAGACCAAAACCAGAUCAGUGGGCUAAAGGAGCAUCUGAGAGGUUUCCAGAGGCUGCUUAUUAACAGUUCUGCAAUAAGCAGGUGACAGUAUUCUCACAAAGUGUCUGGAGAUGCUGCUGUCAGUGUCAGAAAUUGCUAAGGGAGCAAGAGGCAACAAUUUGAAAUGUUUAAUUCCUGGUUUGCUUUGGGUCUUUUCUCUUAGUGUGUUUCAUUUCUUACAUUUUGACAGCAGUUUUUGUCUGCUUGUUAUCUAAAAAGAGUUCAGGUAGUUUGUUGCCCUCCAGAGUCCCUGUCAAUGUUUUCAGAAGCAUAACAGAAUAUUUGCAAUUUGUGUACAGCUACAUACACCAAAAGAUAUUGGGGAGGGAAUUUGAAAAUAAAAGAACUAAUAUAAAUCAAAACACCUAAAUAAUAAUGACCUGACAUAAUAAUUUAUUUAAUCCUGAGCUCUGCUUUCCAGGUAAGAGCUCAUUGUUAAUUGUUCAGUGUGUAAUUUGGUUUUUCAGUGAAAAUACUCAAAUGUGAAGAAGCUUACUGUUACAUAAGAAUACAUAGUUUCUGCUGAGAGUCAGAUGAUUUGAAUCACAUUACUGCCUCCUGAGUCAGUCCUCAGAAUCAACAAUUCAUUUUACAUUGAGAUUUCGUGCAGAGGUCAAACAUUUUGACUUGGCAGUGUCAUGGCAGCAUCUCAAAAUGCAACUGUUGGGGCUCACUGCAUUUAAUCUCCUUGUGGAUUUACUUGUUAAAUGUGAAAACCAGCUUCCAGCCAAAAUUUUUGUUUGUCAGAUUUUAUUCAGGAACAAAUGUGUUUAUCCCUAAAAUUUUGGCUGACUUGCUUCUUCAUUAUAAAAAGAAGGAAAAAUAUUCUACAUGCUCUUCUGUCCAUUUAGAACUAAUUGAGCAUUUUGUUUAAUUUUGUUUUAUGUUCUUUGUCCCUAAAUUGCAGGGUAAUCUUGACGUAAAGAUUUUAAACUGAAAGAGGGCAGAUUUAGAUUAGAUAUUAGAAAUAAAUUAUUACUGUGAGGGUGUUGAGGCACUGGAAGGGGUUGCCCAGAGAAGCUGUGGAUGUCCCAUCCCUGGAAGUGUUCAAGGCCAGGUUGGAUGGAGCUCUGAGCUACUUGGUCUAGGGAAAGAUGUCCCUGGCUGUUGCAGUUUGUUUUGGGAGGGGGCACCCCAGGGUGUCCCCAGAGGGCCCCCUAGGCUGUGAGUUG
This is a messenger RNA of Passer montanus (Eurasian tree sparrow), 3828 nucleotides long. RefSeq names its product ring finger protein 150 (gene RNF150). The record is from RefSeq and is a predicted model, not a curated record. The transcript has 7 exons. Lineage: Eukaryota; Metazoa; Chordata; Aves; Passeriformes; Passeridae. The coding region runs from base 438 to 1736 and encodes 432 amino acids.